AUGCGCUUCACCGAGUCUGUCUUGCUGCUGGCAGCACUGACCAGCGGUGCUCUUGCCGGUCGUCAUGGUCACUAUCACGGCCGCCACGAGGGCCAUGCCCGUCGCCAGGCUGUGGCUGAGGUUGAGGUAGAGGUCGACAACACUGUCACCGUUACCGCCAUGUCCACGAUCAUUGCCUGCUCCUGCACCGAAAGCUCCAGUGUCCUGGCGACUCCUACGCCCGUGGUGGCUGUUGAAGUCUCGAGUAGCUUUACUCCAGUCUGGUCUUCUUCUUCGUCCGUUGCAUGGACCACCUCAAUUUCCAGCUCCAUCAUUGUGCCGACCACUACUAUCACUAUCGAGGAGUCUUCUUCCACCUUUGUGUCGAGCACUUCGACUGUUGAGUCUACCACUUCCACCAUUGAGUCGUCAACCUCUACCGUCACACCUACCACGACCACAUCCGCUGUUACUUCCCCUUCGGACUCCUCCAACGCCGCCUGGACUGCUACUCCCUCCAGUGGCGAGUACUCCACCGCCGGCUUCGGCACCGUCACCAACUCCUCCGGCUCCGGCGACACCUACACCGGCAACGUCGGCAGCCCGUACGGCUCCAACAUCCAGAAGGUCGACAGCUCCGUAGCUAGCGAGUACAAGUAUGUCGUCGAGUUUACCGGUUCCAACAGCGAGGACUGGCUCGUCGUUAUCUGGAACAAGAUCGGCCCCGACGGAGCCAUGGACGGCUGGUACGGUAACGCCUGCCACAACUUUACCAUUGCCGCCGGUGAGACUGUCUACUACGCCUUCGACGUCGACUCCCAGGGAGGUUGGACCGCGCACAAAGACUCCAUCCCCACCAAUGAAUACGGCAGCUACGCCUCUACCUGGGGCGAGUUCGAUUUCGGCUCGACUACCAACGACGGCUGGUCUGGAUUCGAUGUCUCUGCCAUCACUGCCCAGGAAGCCGAUAUGUCUGUUCAGGGUAUGAAGAUCUGUAGUAAGAUUACUUCGACCACCUGCUCAUCCAUCACUGCCGGUGCGGGCACUAUCAGCAAUGCUUACACCGCUGCCAAGGCGGAUGUCGGUGGUAUUGGUGGUAACCUGUCUUCGGGACCUGUGCGUCUUGCUGUUACUCUGGAUUACUCUGAUUAA
Messenger RNA from Penicillium atrosanguineum, 1131 nucleotides. RefSeq lists its product as uncharacterized. Gene Ontology annotation, molecular function: IgE binding. The record is from RefSeq and is a predicted model, not a curated record. NCBI's taxonomy places the organism in Eukaryota, Fungi, Ascomycota, Eurotiomycetes, Eurotiales, Aspergillaceae. The transcript has a single exon. The coding region runs from base 1 to 1131 and encodes 376 amino acids. Gene Ontology annotation, cellular component: extracellular region.